CAAAGAUGGGCUUUGCCAGUUUAUUGUGCCUGUGCAAUAAAUGUGUUCCUGCCUUGACUACUUUAGAGGUUUAAUGUUGUAGUCUAGCUAAACAGUUGCUAUCCUGAACAGCAUUGCUACUCCCUCGCCACCACAAUCUGAAGAGAGUGAAAUGCAGUCUGCAAUGAAAGUGGCUUCAGAGCAUACACCAGGGCGAAGAGGAAGGAAACCAGGAAGAAAACGGAGACAGGAGCUCCUUCAGUCAGCUUUUAAACUGGCUGUGCAAAAUGUUGUGGCAGCUCCAUCUAAAAUUGUUUUACCGCUGAAAAUACCCAAAAAGAGAGGACCAAAGCCUGGAAGCAAGAGGAAGCCCCGUAUUCCACAAAAUCCUCCACCAGUCUCGCCCACCUUAAGCACUCCAGAGCCAGACACCAGCACCGUCCCCCAGGAUGCAGCGACUGUUCCCAGCUCAGCGAUUUCGCAAGCAUUGACAGUUUGCAUAUAUGUCAACAAACAUGCCUGUGCUGGGCCACAUCUUGAUAAAAAGAAGUUGCAACAGCUACCAGAUCAUUUUGGGCCUGCCAGAGCAUCUAUGGUCCUUCAGCAGGCUGUCCAAGCAUGCAUUGACUGUGCCUAUCAGCAAAAGGCAGUAUUUUCGUGUCUGAAGCAAGGCCAUGGAGGAGAGCUGAUAUCAGAGGGUAUAGAUGCUUCAUCAUUGAAUAUAUUUAAGACAGAAAUAGACAGCCUUUUGUUCUCCCAGGGAAUCAAGGUUAUAGAGAAAGUGGAGCUGAGGCCAUUGCUCAGCUAUGAACUUUACCAUGAGGAUGUGCAGUAUCCUAUUCAAAAGCGGGAAACAAUCAUUCUUAAAAUGGAAUUGGAAUCUGUGAUACCAGAGGAUGACCUCAUUGGAGCUAUGGAAACCAGGUAUAGUGUGGACUCAAUGGAUUCUCCUGUGCACUUGAUGAAUCCCUCUAGCCCAUCAAGGCGUAACUCUGGAGAAUACAGGAAUGCAGGGUCCAUAUCCUAUAAUUAUCGCUCAUCCUAUCAGUCUUCCAAUGGACCUCCUUCUUCAGGCUUGCGUCGACUUUCCACCAGCCCAGGUGGAGGAGGGGCCUUUUAUGAAUCAAAAGGAAGCAGUAAUGCAGCACCUAGUCCUGCCUCAGGCUCUGAACGACACAUGCUUUCUCAGGACUCCCUACGGUCAUCAAGCAGGCAUCCAUCUACCUGGACUGUGGAAGAUGUAAUGCGGUUUGUCAGAGAAUCUGACCCUCAGGCUUUGGGUCCACAUGCUGAACUUUUCAGAAAACAUGAGAUUGAUGGCAAUGCUUUGAUCUUGCUGAAGAGCGACAUGAUAAUGAAGUACAUGGGACUGAAGCUGGGCCCUGCCCUGAAGCUCUGCUACCACAUUGAUAAGCUGAAACAGAGCAAAUACUAAACCAAGAUGUAAACUGGAGCAGGACGAACAGAUGUCAAGUCAUUGUUUUCUUUUGCUUUUAUUUUCUUUCUGUGAAAGUGCACCAGCACUCCGAAACACUUCUCCUUACUACAGUUGUUCAGUAAUCUUCUGAUAUGUAUGAUGAAGAGGAGCUGGAAGUAAUUUGAUGCCUUGCAGCAAUACCACACACAAGGGCUGGUUUGUAGGUGAUCUCAUUUAUUGUUCUCAUCUCCGCACAAACAUAUCCAACACAUGUCAGCCGUGCAUGCAUUUUGAUUUCUUUCACACCCAGGAUCUGAGUGAAAAUGUCUAAGAUAUGAUCUGUGCAGUCCUUUUUGCCUGCCCCUGUUGUCCUUGUUGUUGACUCAGUUAUCUGGAGGUAGCAUUUGAGUAAGUGGGUGUGUAGCAUUAUUGUACAAAUGUCAGAUUGAGUGAAGAAAUUACCUUAAUGUAACAUGUACAGUACAAGCAUAAUCUAAUUUUAGUUUUAAGGUGAAUGAAAUUGGCUUUAUGAAGUUAUAUUGAAAUGUGUACAUAAGUAUAUAAUUCUUCCCUGCUACUGAAAGGUUAAUGUUUACUUAACAGAUGUGAUGGAACUCUAUAUAUGAUAAAGUCGGAAGCUUGCAGAAAGCAUUAUCUAUGGCACUCUGAUAUAUGUUGUGCAUAUAGGACAUGAUGUGUAGAUGUAGGAUUUUAUUUUGUUGAACUGAAGGACUUGUUUUGGGUUGAAUCCUGGACAGUUAUGAACGUGCUUGAGCAAAGAGCUUCACUACACUUGCAUCUGUAUACAGUGAUGGGCUUGGACUGAAACUGAUGUAUAUAGGGUUUUUUUUGUGUUUUUUUUUUUAAAUUGUAUAAUCCUCAGUAACAUUCAAUGGAACAGGUCAGUGAGCCAGUCAGGCUGAGCUUAAACAUUGACAGGCAAUAGGGAACUCAAAACUGAACCAGGAAUAAAAAACAAUUAUCACAGGCAAGUAUAUAUUCAAAUGUGGAUUUAACAAACAAGUGCACACAAAGGAUUGUGUUUAAGCAGGAACUGCACACCAGGAUAUAGAUUCAGUUGGUCAGUUUAUACUGGUGAAUGUAGAUUAUCAGGUAUAUAUUGGAACAGGGUGUAAUUAGUCAAGUUAUAUAUUGGACACUGGUGUCAAACAAGUGGCCAUUCUAUAGCACAAAGUGUGAUAACAGUUGGUGAUGAGUUGAUUUAGUGUUUGUAAGUGUGUUAUAUUUCAGCAAAGCAUAAGCCAGGUGCCCAUUACAGACCCACCUGAUUUUUGUUCCAUUGCAGCCAAUACAAGCGGGCACUGUACAUAACUGGCAGCUGAUUUGUUACAGCCCAUUUUACAUCCACAUCUGAAGCUGAAAGCUGUGCCCAUACAAUUCUACAGCAAUUCACAAGUUUCCUUUCUCGCUGCCAGAGUUUUUGAAUGGCCAUGUUAUUAAAAAAAAAGAUCCUAGCAUUUAAAAAUAAAACCUGGCAAUAAAGUCCUUCAGCCUCUGAACAGUGAUGCAACUUGUGCUUGCUGUACAGACUAUUUAGUUAUAAACGAUCACAUUUCAGGAGAUGUGGGAGUAAUUCUAGGGAGGGGGAAAAAAUCAACAAAUAGCAUUAAUCAGAAAGUCAUACAGAAAGCACUUUACAUUCAUUCAGUGGGCACGGGUAAGGCACAGAAGAUUUUAAAACAAUGCAACGUUUUUAACUGAUCAAAGAAUUCAAUCAAUAAAUUUUCCAAA
Molecule: messenger RNA, 3148 nt
Organism: Rhincodon typus (whale shark)
Lineage: Eukaryota; Metazoa; Chordata; Chondrichthyes; Orectolobiformes; Rhincodontidae
Gene: scml4
Product: Scm polycomb group protein like 4
Exons: 9
Coding region: 152-1414 (420 amino acids)
Molecular function (GO): protein binding
Source: RefSeq, a predicted model, not a curated record